UCAACUCUCUAACACAUCAUACAACUCAUCGCCCAACAUGGCUAAGCAUCAACUCACCAUCGUUUCCGAGGGCUUCCCUUCAGAACUGAUCCUCCAAAUGGUUCAAUACCUGCCCUUCAAAGACGGGAGAACCAUCGCCGCACUCCGUCAUGCACACCCGCGUAUCAAGGCUCUCCUCGACGCCUACGAGUGCUCUAUCACCAAGAGCUUUGUCAAGAACGAGCUUCGACACGCUCCAACGGACUUCUCCUACAGCAAGGAGGAUUUCAGAUACGAGUGGCUGGCAGAGUGCGCCAAAAACUACAACGUUGUGGACGAUGUGAUGGGCGCCCUCAUCUGUGACCAGAACUGCUUCGCCGUCGAACGCAACAACAUGGCACUGGUCAACACAGGCCUGUUGCUCAUGUACAAACUCUUGUCACACAAGACCCACGCCACCAAGCUCACAUUUAUCAAGUCCCUCCGACGAGACCCCUUGAUAGCAAUGUACCUCGCCUUGCACCACGCCACGCUGGCAGCACGCUACCACGGCUCAGGCUGGAUGCACCAGCGCACAUAUGGCCGCUUCCUGGACGGCGAUCAGCUAUCCUUGCGCAACGAGCUCGAAUUCUGCUUCGCGGAAGGUAUGCUCACCGUCGGUCCCAAGUUCAUCUCCGACAUGCUUCUCAACCAUGCCUCGUCCGAUGCGGAAACGACGCUGCUCAACCUCUACCACGAUUAUGGUGUUCAUGAUUGGGAGUGGCCUAGUGAAGAUGCGACUGGGGAGUUCGAACCUCCUAGGACGCAGGGUCCGCGAAGAGAGCCGGGGAGUAUGGGAAGGAGUCUCUUCACCACGCUGCUUGAGAGGAUGGCGGAUGUCAUGGAUUGUCUGUUGGAGGAGGUGAGGAUGAAUGUCGAGCGGGAUACUGAGAGGGUGGAUCACCCGCUUGCGUACCUCAAUUUGGAGGGCAAGGCUCGAUUGCUUCAGGGGUUCGACUUGGAGGGGUAGAGAGAGUCGGUCUGCGGGCGUUUUGUGCUUGGGUAAUGGGCGAACGGUUGACGACGGCAUUAUAUGGCGUACCUUUGUUUUUUCAUGAACUAUACCGAUUAGAUGCGGUAAGGUGCGAGCUGGAAACUAGAUCCAAGACCUGCUCCAGCUC
Messenger RNA from Dothidotthia symphoricarpi CBS 119687, 1139 nucleotides. RefSeq lists its product as uncharacterized. NCBI's taxonomy places the organism in Eukaryota, Fungi, Ascomycota, Dothideomycetes, Pleosporales, Dothidotthiaceae. The coding region runs from base 38 to 988 and encodes 316 amino acids. The transcript is spliced from 2 exons. The record is from RefSeq and is a predicted model, not a curated record.